CCAUGGCUGCAAAAACAGCCUAUGAUUAUCUGACUUUGUCAAGAUACUGUGGUCGGAAAGCAAUGGUUCGAGGAACCAAGCAACACCAGAGUAAGGGUGCGGGUCAGAAGUUCGGCCUUGAGCUUCCUGGUGGGAAGAAGUUGCUUACCCUCCGCACCGGGGCUUAGUGGGCGUUGAUAUAGGAGACAAGCUAAGGAUUCUCUCUAAUACGUGUAUUUUAUUUCAUAUUUCACCAGCCGUUUUCUUGGCAAGGAAAAUCAACACUAUGGUCAGGAAAAGACCAACAAUGAGC
Messenger RNA from Neurospora tetrasperma FGSC 2508, 292 nucleotides. RefSeq lists its product as uncharacterized. The annotation marks the transcript as partial. The transcript has a single exon. The record is from RefSeq and is a predicted model, not a curated record. NCBI's taxonomy places the organism in Eukaryota, Fungi, Ascomycota, Sordariomycetes, Sordariales, Sordariaceae.